UGAGCGCAUUGGUUGCCACGGCAACGGCGUAAUAGCUCAACUGAAGCGCUGUCACGGUGAUUUAGAACCAACCCGUCUCUCUUGCAGCCUCCGGUCUGGGCGACCCCACCUCCUUGCCGUCGUCAUGGCAACUGAUGAGCAGCAUGUGAUGGAAAGCUUUGGGCUCCCCCCACUCAACCUCCCCAUCUUGUGACCAUUGCCACGCCCUCUUCUGGGCCCCCCUGUGGACAGGCACUGACCCCAGCUUGGGCUGUAAUGGGGAGGCUAGAGUAAUCCCGCAGACCCCCUCCCAUAGAUGGGGGUCAGAUGGACUGUAAGGACCAGGGCAGCCGCCCCUCCCCCUGGCCCCGGAGGUCUUGGAGAUGACCUGGCGCCCCUCAGAGCCCCUCAAGGCUGUGGCCCCGACACGGGCUGUUUCUGCCGCCACCGUCCAGGGGAAGCCAUUUAGUCUUCCGCAGCCUUGGGUUUGUGCUUUGUAGCUUCAGGAAUUCCUGAGCUGGCUAGAGAAAAAUCAAGAGAGAGGCUCCUGGAAGGGGUCAAGGCGACAAAAACAGCCUAUUUCAGAAAGUCCUAGAGCAGGUGGUUCGUGUGGAUCUUUUCCUUUCUGCUUCUGUGCGGAAAUCUCUCUCCCUCUCUCUCUGAAUCCAUCUUUCCACCUCACGCGGGCUCUCUCCCUUUCCUCCUCCUCACCUUCUCAUCCCUCUCCUCUAAGCGCUUGCUAGGAGCCAGCUGAGCGCAUCCUUUUCCAAAGCUGCUUUGCUUCGCAGGCUCCCUGUUCCCCCUCCAGUAUCUGAGCCAAUGUUCUGGGGACAGCCUGGGAGUCUAGAGCAUCCUCCCAAGGGGGGAUCUGUUACCCGGCGGCGCCUCUUAGGAUGAACCAGCUGACCGCGUCCCUGAAACUCUGCAGGAUGGCAUAGAGGAGGCAUUGUAAGCAGGCAAGAGCUGGGCUUGCUGCAGGACCCUGACGACCGGGCACUGGCCGGAGCGUGUGACAGGGGUCUCUGUUCCCAGCGGAGGGGACCAUGGCCUCCAUGUUGCUCAGCCAGCGGCUGGUCUGCAGCUUCCAGCACAACUACCGCCUGUUGGUGCCGGGGUCCAGACACAUCAGUCAGGCUGCAGCCAAAGUUGACAUUGAAUUUGACUAUGACGGACCUUUGAUGAAGACGGAAGUCCCAGGGCCUAGAUCUCGGGAGCUAAUGAAACAAUUGAAUAUAAUUCAGAAUGCAGAGGCUGUGCACUUUUUCUGCAAUUAUGAAGAGAGUCGAGGCAAUUACCUGGUGGAUGUGGACGGCAACCGGAUGUUGGAUCUUUAUUCCCAGAUCUCCUCUGUCCCUAUAGGUUACAACCAUCCUGCUCUCAUGAAACUCGUCCAACAGCCUCAGAAUAUGAGCACGUUCAUCAACAGACCUGCCUUGGGAAUCCUUCCUCCGGAGAACUUUGUGGAGAAGCUCCGAGAGUCCCUGCUCUCGGUGGCUCCCAAAGGGAUGUCCCAGCUCAUCACGAUGGCCUGCGGCUCCUGCUCCAACGAGAACGCCUUCAAGACCAUCUUCAUGUGGUACCGGGGCAAGGAAAGAGGCCAGUCAAGUUUCUCCAAAGAGGAGCUGGAGACGUGCAUGGUCAACCAGGCCCCCGGGUGCCCCGACUACAGCAUUCUCUCCUUCAUGGGUGCUUUCCACGGGAGGACCAUGGGUUGCUUAGCAACCACGCACUCCAAAGCCAUUCACAAGAUCGACAUCCCCUCUUUCGACUGGCCCAUCGCACCGUUCCCACGGCUGAAAUAUCCUCUGGAAGAGUUUGUGAAAGAGAACCAACAAGAAGAGGCCCGCUGUCUAGAAGAGGUGGAGGACCUGAUCGUGAAAUACCGGAAGAAGAAGCGGACGGUGGCUGGCAUCAUUGUGGAACCCAUCCAGUCUGAGGGCGGAGACAACCACGCAUCGGACGACUUCUUCCGGAAGCUGAGAGACAUCUCCAGGAAGCACGGCUGUGCCUUCUUGGUGGAUGAGGUCCAGACUGGAGGAGGCUGCACUGGCAAGUUCUGGGCCCACGAGCACUGGGGCUUGGAUGACCCGGCGGACGUGAUGACCUUCAGCAAGAAGAUGAUGACCGGGGGCUUCUUCCACAAGGAGGAGUUGAGGCCCAACGCUCCUUACCGGAUCUUCAACACGUGGCUGGGGGACCCGUCCAAGAACCUGCUGCUGGCCGAGGUCAUCAACGUCAUCAAGCGAGAGGACCUGCUGAACAACGCAGCCCACGCUGGGAAGGUCCUGCUCACGGGGCUGCUCGACCUCCAGGCCCGGUUCCCCCAGCUUAUCAGCAGAGUCAGAGGGCGAGGCACCUUCUGCUCCUUCGACACUCCAGAUGAAUCCGUGCGGAAUAAACUCAUUUCAAUAGCCAGAAACAAAGGCCUGAUGCUGGGGGGCUGUGGCGACAAGUCCGUCCGCUUCCGCCCCACUCUGGUCUUCCGAGAUCACCACGCCCACCUGUUCCUCAACAUCUUUAGUGACAUCCUGGCCGACUUCAAGUAAAGAAGCCCUCUCCUCCGUGCUCUGAGGACGGCCCGACCUCAACCGUUGUCCAAUUGAUUAGUUCGCCUAAUUCAUGUUUUCACUCAAAGUUUCAGAGGUGAA
Odocoileus virginianus texanus is the source of this 2627-nucleotide messenger RNA. RefSeq names its product 4-aminobutyrate aminotransferase (gene ABAT). The record is from RefSeq and is a predicted model, not a curated record. Gene Ontology annotation, cellular component: mitochondrion. Gene Ontology annotation, biological process: GABA catabolic process. Gene Ontology annotation, molecular function: pyridoxal phosphate binding. Lineage: Eukaryota; Metazoa; Chordata; Mammalia; Artiodactyla; Cervidae.